AUGGAAGAAGAAGAAGGUGGCACGCGGAAGGUUGUUGAUUGCGGUGAGCAUUCACAUUCUUAACUCUUCGAGGAGGAAGAUGUCCCGUCAGCAAUGGAGGAGUCCCUCCAUUGAUCAAGAAGCCCCGAAAGUUAAGCGGGCCACGGUUUCUAUCGUGCCGACCUCAGCUGCCUAUGCGCCCUUCCAGAAGCCAUCGGGACAUGCCUCCAAGUACUAUACUGCCUCAUUGGUGCUGGAGGAACAACCGCAUGUCGCGGAAAAGGAAACGAAGCUGCAGCGCCACACCACCGUCACCUUCCAGGAGCCGUCAAGUACAUCAGAGACGUUCACGCAGGAUUCCUCAACUGGACACCAAGAGUUCCUGCGAGAAAUAGAGCUUGUGAGCAAGGCUCCCAUUCAUUCGAGUCGCCACCCGAGUAUAAUACGCGGGUCUCGGAUUGAAGCCAUCCGUCGUGUGGUGUCACCCGGAGCCCGCAGUGUGAGCCCUACUACAGUUGCAGAGUCGGCGGAACCAGUAGGCAGCAUUCUUAUCGAAACGCGCGUUGUCCAGAACGCGCCAUCUUUUCCAUCGGCACUGUCGUACGUUUCGCAUGUCGACGCCGGUUGUCGUCAACCUCGUGACGUGUAUGAAGGGCGACCUCCCAAGGAACCUGCGGCCGUUGCUGUGCAGCCAUACCUAGAUAAACCUUACCGUGGUCAAUACCGCGAAACGCAGCCACAACAAGAACAUGCGUACUUCCAAGGACAAAUUCCACCUGACCAGUCUUCUGCAAAGCUGCAUCUUCAGGGAAAGCCGUUGUUUCUUGGACAGUACCAACAACAACAAUCCCGCCCGAAACUACCACCGCAAGAACUGCGGCGACAACCUGGCCCAACUGAAUCUGGAUACUCUUUUCCCGAUCAGUUCCGCCUGAGACCACCUUAUCAGGACUGUCCACAGUCAGUUCUUCCUCAACCCGAUCAAUCUCACCCCAUACUGUCUCAUCAAGGUCAUACACAACCAAGACUUCCCCCUAGCGUACAAGGGUAUUCUCCCCACGCGGUACCUCACCAGUGUCAGAUCUACACUGGUCAGACAAGAUCACCACUGCCUUUCCGCUAUGUUUCUCCAAGUCGCACAAUCCCUCCCCCUCCAACUGCUGUUUUGCCAAGCCGAUCAGACUCGCCUCAUGGUGCUCCAAGACACCCAAGUCCCAGCCACUUGCAGCAUCCACCGCGUGAAAUUUCACAGCCGUCGGGUGUAUCACUGCCCUCGGAAAAAUCAGUCGGGUCCGAUGUUCACGACCCUCACAAGAUCGUAUUGACGAGCGAAGAAGACAUCCGUGCUCUGAAAAAGAUUCGUAUUAGGCGGUAUUUGCUACAAGAAUGGGUCAUCGUGUGGCUAUUUAUUGUUACCUUAGCGGUCGCUUGCCUCUGCUUUUUGGUCGUUCGAGCGUGGCGGCUUCCCAGAAUCGAGGGCUACAUGCAGGAAGACCUCAAAACGCUCCGCAGCCUCGUUCGAACUAGGUACUUCUUCAACGACAGCAUCGAGAGAUACCUUGUAGCACUCCCACGAGCUGAAAAAUUAAAAGGAUACCUCAGGGAGUUGAGCAAAGAAGUGCACGUUGCGGGAACUAAGGCGCAAUACGCCGUUGCCGAGUACAUCGAAGAUGUAUGGAAAUCCAAUGGUCUCGAUACGACGAAAAUGAUCAACUUCUCUGUCAUUUUGUCAUCGCCUAGCCCCGAUGGCAGAAACACGGUUGAACUGUGUGAUGAACAAGGAUCCGAGUUGUUCACGAUUGAUGGGGAGGAGUCCACACAUCUGGUAUCACUGUUUAUGCCUCCGUACAAUGCGUACUCACCUGCUGGUAAUCUGAAGGCUGCGAUCAUCUAUUGCAACCGGUGCCUCCCAAGCGACUUUAUCACCCUGUCCAACAUGGGAGUACAUGUGUCGAAGAAGAUUUGCCUCUGUCGGGAUUCGCACAAGAUAGCACCCGGAGAUGUGUUGGGAUCGGCAGCCAAAGAGAACGUGGCUGGCGUUCUUUUUUUCCUCGACCCGAAGGACGUUGCUCCAGACAAGGGUAGACCUGUGUACCCCAACAACUGGUGGAUGCCUGGUAACGCAGUUCGCCGUGCACACGUCCGUGCACACAUCGAUAUCGGAGAUCCCAGUACGCCUGGCUACGCAUCUAGGCCACAUCUGACGGCAGAGAACAGAUACGACGACGUCGGUACUCGUAUGCUGCCGGUUCUUUCGCAGCCAAUUGGGUACAACGAUGCGGACAAGAUAAUGAGGCUUUUCCGGGGACGAAGCUGCCCGAACAACUGGAAGCCAAUGCUUUCAUCAGACUGUGUUAUAGGCGACAGCGACAACGUACAAGCUCAAAUGACAAUUACAAACAAGCUCUAUCUUAAGAAGAUACACAACGUCAUCGGCUACAUCACCGGAGCUGUCGAGCCUGACCGCUACGUGCUCGUUGGUGUUCCUUCUGACUCUUGGGCCACGGGAGCUGUUUCCCCAGGAACGGCAACAGUUCAGGCUCUGGAACUUUCCCGCAUUUUCAGCAUCCUGAGGACGAAAAAAAGCUGGCACCCACGACGAACGAUCGUCUUUGCUGCUUGGGACGGGCAGCAAUUUGGCUCCAUCGGUGCUACCGAAUUCGUCGAGGCACACCGACACAAGACAAUGACGCGGGCGGUUGUAUACAUCAACUCUGACAUGUGUGCAUCAGGAGGACAAUUCUUGCUGACAUCUUCUCCAGCGCUGAUCGACUCAUUCGUCAAUGUCUCCGCUGUGGUGCCACAUUUUACGAGCCCAAAGGAAUCUUUCUACAACGUCUGGAAGAAGGAUUCCUCCACUAUCAUUCAGAAUGGGAAACCAGAAUUGCCAUCACUGAGGAAUACAGGCGGUUCCGUGCCUUUCGUCCAAUACACAGGGUUACCAUCACUGGACGUAAGCUUUGGGAACAAUCACAGCCGAAGUCAGUACUACCCCGCACUAGGAACAAGGUACGACACUUUUGAUCUCGUCGAGAAUUUCAUCGACCCGGGCUUCAAGGUGCAGCACUCGUGCACCCAGAUCAUGGCUGUACUCAUUCGGCGCUGGGCCGAUGUGGCUGUUCUUCCUUACGACCUACAGCAGUUGAGGGAUCAAAUGUACGCCGGCUUCGAACAGGUGCGAAGAACUCAUCGUGGGAUUCUGCGAAAAUGGCAUCUGAGCCUAGAACCAGUUCAAGCUGCUGUGUCACAGCUAGGAGAAAGUUUGGAGGUAUUUUACGAGGAAGUGACGAGACGCACGACUGAUAACCCAUUGUUCGUGAGGACAGUGAACGACAUGCUGCUCAAUUUGGAACGCGCCUUUGUGCAGCAGGAAUUGGGCGGACCCCCUGGUCGAGCGAGGAACGUCAUCUAUGGCUCGUCUCGUACCGACAAGACCCGCCUCUCAUUCUUUCCCACCUUGAUGGACGCACUCUUCGAGCAGAAGAGUAUCGAGGAUCGCCUGGUGGAGGCAGUUCCCACAGCCAUCAUCAGCGUCGUGUAUGCUCUCCAGCAGGCUGCCCACUUCAUUGACAUCAGCAAUCCCUUGUGACCUUCCAAGGUUGACUUCGGUUGCAGUGUAGCUCUCAUUACACGAAACGAAGUAAAAUCAACCCCUAGCAGGA
Molecule: messenger RNA, 3641 nt
Organism: Ornithodoros turicata
Lineage: Eukaryota; Metazoa; Arthropoda; Arachnida; Ixodida; Argasidae
Product: N-acetylated-alpha-linked acidic dipeptidase 2-like
Exons: 23
Coding region: 80-3568 (1162 amino acids)
Molecular function (GO): carboxypeptidase activity
Source: RefSeq, a predicted model, not a curated record